AGUCUCGCCGAACCCUAGCAGCCCUUUCCUUCGGCUGUAAGUUCAAGAAAGCAUGCUACCUGACGACGAUAAAACCGUGAGAAGGUGGCAGAGACAGCCUGAUCCCGACGCCUAUGCUCGCCUGAUGACGGACCAGAAUAACAAGCGCCGGCGUGAACAGGGAGGCAGGCUGGAGGACCGCCUCACUUCCCUCCACGACGACCUCCUUAUCUUCAUCCUCUCCUUCCUCUCCAUCAAGCAACGCGUCGCCCUCUCCGCUGUCUGCGCCCGCUUCCACCUCCUCCAACCCUCCAUCCCCCGACUCGACGCCUUCCGCCUCGAAGUCCGGUUUCCCUCCGACAGCGUCGACGUCCACAAAGAUCUCACCAUCCCCCGUGCUCUGAUUCGCCAAUUCCACCUCGUCUUCCACUUCGUCGCCGAUUUACUCAUACCCCACGAAAAUCAGCUCGUCGACGCCCUCGUCGACACGGGCGUGCAAAACCUCACCCUUGAAGCCUCUGGCAACGGAUUUUUGUAUCUCAGCGACAGGGAAAACUACUGCAUCUUCAACAUCAAGUCUAAAAUAUGUAAGACCAACGCUCUACCACAAACCAACAAUAAUAUGUGGGAGCUCCGCUUUACCACAAACGAUCCAUAAGUGUCCAAGGCACCUAACUAUCCAACUAGAGGUUG
This is a messenger RNA of Zingiber officinale, 672 nucleotides long. RefSeq lists its product as uncharacterized. Gene Ontology annotation, molecular function: protein binding. The transcript is spliced from 2 exons. Bases 53 to 637 code for a protein of 194 amino acids. NCBI's taxonomy places the organism in Eukaryota, Viridiplantae, Streptophyta, Magnoliopsida, Zingiberales, Zingiberaceae. The record is from RefSeq and is a predicted model, not a curated record.